UUUGCACCCCCCAGCCCCUUUGCAAUGCCCUUGGCACCCCCAGAGCCCUGCUUUGAUGCCCUUUACACUCCCCCACUCCCUUUUUGACACCCUUGGCAUCCCCCCCAUCCCUUGUUUGACACCCUUUACACACCCCCAGCCCCUCUCCGAUGCCCUUGGCGUGUCGCUGCCACCAUGGGAUGAUGCUUUAUGUAAGGUGGGAGUCGCAUGCGGCUCCUCGGCAGCAUCUCGUGGGCUCUCCUCCCUUCCCUCCUCCCAGCUGCUUUUUAUAGCCUCCAGUCUCCUCCUCGGCGUCUCGGGGUUUGGUUUUUUUUUUUUCCUCCUCCGACUCAUUUUUUUAUGUAACUUGUCCUUCUCGGAGCCUCGUCGCAUGAGACAGUGGGACUGGUGAUGCGGCUGAUUUCAGAGAGGCCGAGGACAUCGUUUCUUUCCUCUAUUAAACCCAACCUGGGAUGAGCAGUGAAGGAGAUAGGGCUCCAUUAGCCCCAGUUUGAUCUCUGCAACAGGGAUCACCGCCCACAUCACCUUUCCACACCCUGCAGACAUUGCCCUCACCCCCUUUCAAGCAUGGUUUUAUUUUCACACCCCCAAAAAUGGGGCUUUUAGGGGUGCCAGGGCUGAGACUUCUGCUUCCCUCCCCACUGAGAGCGUCUUUGCUGGUGCCACGUGCCCGGUGAUUCCUGUCCCAUCACUCACCAAACUUUUUUUGCCAGGGAAAUAUAUGUCAGAAGAUAUUUAUUAGCAAGGCUGGGCUCAAAGAAACGCUCCCAUACUGUUAUUAGAAAAAUUUUUUACCUAAAUCUUUAUCCAAACUCUGUGUAAGAACAAGCUCCUGUCCUUCGGGAGGUGACUUCCCUCGUAGGGUUGGGCUUUCCUGGGGACAAAAUCGUGCUGCUUCCUCAGCUCCUUGGUGAUUUUAACCACUUUAAGCUUGACCAAGGACUGAUGGAAGCUGUAAAUUAAAGUGGGAUCUCUAAUAAUCUGCAUUUAAGAGGGAGUCAUAGGCUGUGUGGGGGAUUUUUCUCAUCACUUUUCGCCUCUUGGAGAGGAUGUUUGUGCUCUGUUGAUCCUAGGGGCGAUGUUUGGCUUCGCCUCCUACUACGGCGACCACAUGGUGUUGCAGAAGGAGCCAGCGGGAGCCGUGGUGUGGGGCUACGGGGAGCCAGGGGCUGCCGUGACUGUGGUUCUCUCCGGGGCUGGUGGCCUCGUCAUGAAGAAGAAGGCGCAAGUUAAAGGACCUUCUGGGAUGUGGACAACUGUCCUGGACCCUAUGGAUCAAGGCGGUCCCUACACGCUGACGGCUGGGCAGGGCUCGGAGAACGUGACGCUGUGGGAUGUCUACUUUGGCGACGUGUGGCUUUGCAGCGGGCAGAGCAACAUGGCAAUGACGGUCCUGCAGGUCGCCAAUGCCAGCCAGGAGCUGGCCGCCGCCGCUCACUACCCCUACAUCCGCAUCUUCGCCGCAGCGCCCGCCCGCUCUGACAUGGAACUGGAUGACCUGGAGCGAAUCGAUUUGCCGUGGUCCAUCCCCACAGCUGAAAACCUGGGCCACGGGAAUUUCACCUACUUCUCAGCCAUCUGCUGGUUGUUGGGGCGUUACCUCUACGAGGCUCUGCGGUACCCCCUCGGGCUGGUGGAGGCGGCCUGGGGGGGCACCCCUAUCGAGGCCUGGUCUUCCCCCAGAGCUCUGCGGGCGUGCGGGCUCCUGGGGGAUGUGGAGAG
Messenger RNA from Athene cunicularia (burrowing owl), 1722 nucleotides. It is a transcript of the gene SIAE, whose product is annotated as sialic acid acetylesterase. The annotation marks the transcript as partial. The record is from RefSeq and is a predicted model, not a curated record. The transcript is spliced from 4 exons. Gene Ontology annotation, biological process: carbohydrate metabolic process. Lineage: Eukaryota; Metazoa; Chordata; Aves; Strigiformes; Strigidae. Gene Ontology annotation, molecular function: sialate O-acetylesterase activity.